CAAUUAGAACAUUUCCAGGCUGUCCUCUCCGCCUUCGUAUCUUAAGCCCCCCCUCGCCAUCCCUGCCCCAUUCGUUUCUCUCGCGCUCUCUUUUCUCUCUUUCUCUGAGCUGGUUGUUUGUGCAUGGCAGUGAGCAUAUUGGCCCGGGAGGUAUCAGACCUAUGCCUUGGAAAGCCUGCGCUUAGGUGCCUCUCCGAGUCAGCCACCGUGGCCUACGCCCUCUCGGCUCUGAAGAGGCUGGGGGAGUGCUAUCUGAGCGUGUGGAGCUGCUGCCACGACACGUCGUCGAGGGCGAAGACCGUCGGCUCCGAUGAUUGCCGAUGCGUAGGCAAGGUUUGCAUGGUGGACAUAAUCUGCUUCCUCUGCACCACAGAGAACCUCCGCUCUCCUGCCACCGCUCUUCAGUCCCCGGUUUCGGUUCUGAUUCCCAAGACUUCUGCUGGGCUCGUUACGCAUUUGGAUCCCCACUGCAGCUUAGGGGAGGCUAUAGAUCUCAUCCUGAAAGGAACACAGAACCUUGUGAUACCAAUACCAAGGCAAAGCCGGAACACCACAAGUUCAAGAAAAAAGCUCCUCCACAAGGCGGCCUCCUUCAACACCACCCUCCACAACACCCGCGAGUACUGCUGGCUCACCCAAGAAGACUUAAUCCGCUACCUCCUCAACUCCAUUGCCCUUUUCUCUCCCACCCCCAUCAACCCCAUCAACACCCUUAACGUAAUCGAGACCGGAAACAUCCUCGCCAUCCAAUACGACGACCCUGCCUUUCCCGCGUUGCCCCUCAUCUCUCAGUCCCUCCUCAACCAAACCUCGAUUGCCAUUGUCGACGUGGACGGCAAGUUGAUCGGCGAGAUCUCACCAUUCACGCUCAAUUCCUGCGACGAGUCGGUUGCGGCGGCCAUUGCAACACUCUCGGCAGGCGAUCUAAUGGCGUAUAUAGACUGCGGCGGUCCGCCGGAGGACCUAGUGCAGCUGGUGAAAGAUAGACUGGAAGAGCGAAACUUGGGGACAGCUUUGGAGCUAAUGGAAGAGGAAUCGACGAUAUCAUCAUCAUCAUCAUCAAUGUGUUCGACUUCUUCAGACGAAGAGUUUGGGUUAGGGAGGAAUGGGAGGUUAGGCGGCUAUUCGGCAAGGCUGGUGAGGAGGUCAGAAGCAAUCGUGUGCUAUCCAUGGAGCUCGUUGGUGGCAGUGAUGAUUCAGGCACUUGCACAUCGUGUUAGUUAUGUGUGGGUUGUUGAAGAGGAUGGGAGUUUGGCCGGGAUUGUUACCUUUGCAGGCAUGUUGAAAGUUCUCCGGGAACGUUUGAACUCAAUAUAGGAUAAUCUCAGAAGAAGAUGAGAACUCAAAUUAUAAAAGAUCGCAAACAAUCUGAGUCAACAAUGUUUUCAAGUAAUCAAACAUUUGGAGUUUGGAUA
Alnus glutinosa is the source of this 1415-nucleotide messenger RNA. RefSeq names its product CBS domain-containing protein CBSX5-like. The transcript has 2 exons. The record is from RefSeq and is a predicted model, not a curated record. NCBI's taxonomy places the organism in Eukaryota, Viridiplantae, Streptophyta, Magnoliopsida, Fagales, Betulaceae. The coding region runs from base 124 to 1317 and encodes 397 amino acids.